AUGCAGCCCAUACAGACCGCGUCUUCGCCACCACAAGAGGCCAAUAUGUCGGCCCCCGCACCCCUCCUUCGACCUCCCAUUCCAGGUGCCCGUCCUGGAGGCCAACGAGGCCCACCACGACUUGGCCUCUCGAUACCUGCGUCGCCCAAUGCACGGCCGGUGACCAAUGGCGGCGCGAAUGCCGGUAUACCGACUCUGGGCCGCCCGCAAAUGCCGCCCGCACUCACCCUCGCGACACCCAUGGGCUCUCACAGGACACCACAAGACGGCAGGCCGAACCUCCCUCCCCUGCAGAUUGGAACCAGGUUGUCGGCAGGCUCAAGUGAUGCAAGCGCACGCUCAAGAUCAGGGAGCUUUGGAGACAUGCAGGCAAAUGGCUCGGCCACAUCUUCUUACGGCCAGUUGGGCUUUCCUUCACUACAGCCCGUCAAAGAUCCCGCAUCAGCCAUCUCGUUGGCUGGCAGCGAAGGCGGGUCGUCCAUGGAGCGGGAGAACAGUAGCCAGCCUAUACCAGAUCUAGAUGCCUUGGCCACGGAAAAGGGCCGCCCGUUGGAAGUCGAUGAUCUAGACGAUGCUGGCUGGAGAGCGGCCAGCGCAAGGGGGAUGAUAGAGGAAAAGGGUAGUCUGGGCGAAGGUGCGGGUGGUGCAGUGACAAAGUGCAUAUUGAAGGGCGGAAAGACUACGUUUGCACUCAAGAUCAUCACGACCAAUCCCGACCCGGACGUCAAGAAGCAGAUUGUGCGCGAGCUGUCCUUUAACAAGAAUUGUGCUAGUGACCAUAUUUGCCGAUACUAUGGAGCCUUCAUGGAUGAUAGUACCGGGACCAUCAGCAUCGCCAUGGAGUUUUGCGAAGGCGGCUCUUUGGACGCAGUCUAUCGUGAGGUCAAGAAGCUUGGUGGUCGCACUGGCGAGAAGGUACUUGGCAAGGUAGCAGAGGGCGUCUUGAACGGUCUGACCUACCUACAUUCCCACCGCAUCAUCCACCGGGAUAUCAAGCCAAGCAACAUUUUGCUUUGUCGGAACGGCCAGGUCAAGCUGUGUGAUUUUGGUGUGUCUGGAGAGUUCGGCACAAAGGGGGAUGCCAACACCUUCAUCGGCACCUCGUACUACAUGGCGCCCGAACGCAUCACCGGACAAAGCUACACCAUCACUAGUGAUGUGUGGAGCUUGGGCGUAACUCUGCUCGAGGUUGCCCAACACCGAUUUCCCUUUCCGGCCGAUGGAACGGAAAUGAACCCACGCGCUGGUCUCAUCGACCUGCUCACUUAUAUCGUUCGCCAACCGAUACCGAAGCUCAAAGAUGAGCCUGAAAAUGGCAUCAAAUGGACGGAGAACUUCAAGUAUUUCAUCGAGUGCUGUCUGGAGAAGGAGUGUCCGCGAAGAGCGACGCCAUGGCGCAUGCUUGAACACCCUUGGAUGGUCGAAAUGAAGUCGAAAAAGGUCAACAUGGCACACUUUCUCAAACAAGUCUGGGACUGGAAGGAUUAA
Messenger RNA from Plenodomus lingam JN3, 1488 nucleotides. RefSeq lists its product as uncharacterized. Lineage: Eukaryota; Fungi; Ascomycota; Dothideomycetes; Pleosporales; Leptosphaeriaceae. The record is from RefSeq and is a predicted model, not a curated record. Gene Ontology annotation, biological process: protein phosphorylation. Gene Ontology annotation, molecular function: ATP binding; protein kinase activity.